Molecule: messenger RNA, 2182 nt
Organism: Chilo suppressalis (striped riceborer)
Lineage: Eukaryota; Metazoa; Arthropoda; Insecta; Lepidoptera; Crambidae
Source: the annotation of a GenBank genome assembly
GUAAUUUUCUUCAACCGCAAACUUGUAAAAAUAUUUAUUUAAUUUAUAAUUUAAGCAAACUGCACAAUGCCAUAUUGACUUCUUGUUACUAAAACAUAUAUUCUCAUUAGCUUGCUACAGCCCAAAAGUUUUAGUAGCCACAGGUAUAAUGCGCAUUUGGAAUCAGACUUUUUUACAAAAAUUAUACACGCAAGGAAUCAUCAGAAGAGUUAGUAACAGCGCAAAGAUGACUUCUAAGAAAAUAGCCGUUUGCCAAAUGACCUCUGUAGCCAAUAAAGGAGAGAAUCUUAGUGUUGUUAGUAAGCUUGUCAAUGAUGCAGCUCGUGAUGGAGCACAGAUGAUAUUUUUUCCAGAAGCUUGUGAUUAUAUAUGUGAUAAUAAGAAUGACAUAGUGAAAUUAGCUGAACCAAUACUGACCGGAGAAAUAGUUGACAGUUAUAGACGACUGGCCGCCAAGCAUAAAGUCUGGUUAUCUAUGGGUGGUGUACACGAAAAGGAUGAAUCGAAGCCAGAUAAGAUGUUCAACACUCAUUUGAUUAUCAACAACGAGGGUGACAUAGUGCAAGCGUACAGGAAACUGCAUUUAUUCGAUGUAGAGAUACCGGAGAAGAAUGUAAGGUUAAAAGAGAGCGACUUCUCACAUGCUGGUGGGCAUGUUGUCACUCCCGUGGAUACACCCGUCGGUAGGAUAGGCAUGGCGAUUUGUUACGACAUGCGUUUUCCGGAACUUAGUACUGCAUUGAGUAUAAUGGGUGCGGAAGUUUUAACUUACCCAUCAGCAUUCACACACACUACUGGCGAAGCGCAUUGGCAUAUAUUACUCAGGAGUAGAGCAAUAGAAAAUCAAUGUUAUGUGAUUGCUGCGGCCCAAGUGGGUCAUCAUAAUAAAAAACGACGGUCGUAUGGGCACGCUUUAUGCGUUGACCCGUGGGGGGAAGUUCUAGCCGAUUGUGGUGAAGCUUCACCCAGUUAUAAACUCGCUGAAUUGUCUAGUGAAGCAUUGAGUAAUGUUAGAAGGAAUAUGCCCGUGUUUCAGCAUAGAAGACGCGAUAUCUACUCCUUAUACACGUUGAAUUUACGAAAAGACCUCUUGCCUGCACACACUCAACAUUCGGACGUUACGGACGUUUCAUCUCGGACGUACGACGGACCCUCACACGUCUUCGGACAAGUCCGAAUACCGGAGACGUGUGUGUUCUAUAAAACGAAUUUGAGCUACGCCUUCGUGAAUUUGAGGUGUGUCAUUCCGGGCCAUGUGUUGGUUGCACCGACAAGGUCGGCCGAAAGGAAUCAGGAUUUGACUGAAGAAGAGGCAGAUGACUUCUACAGGACCAUAAGAUUGGUGCAGAAGUUAAUGGAGAAAGUACACAACACCAAAUCGUGUACAGUGACAAUACAAGACGGUCCCGACGCCGGGCAGACUAUAAAGCAUCUACACUGCCACAUAAUGCCGCGGAAGAAAGGCGACUUCAUAGAAAAUGAUCAUAUAUACUUGGAAUUGGCUAAAAACGAUCAGUUAAAGUCCGGUCACCCAUCCAAACCAGCCAGGACCAAAGAAGAGAUGGACAACGAAGCUAAAUUUCUGAGAAAUGAAAUGCGCAUUAUGCUACAAAGUGAAAAGGAUCUUAAUAGAUAAAACUUUGAGUGCAUUUUUGUAUAUAUAAAACGGCACUGAAUAGGGUAUUUGACAAGUUUUAGAAAACGAUCUCACGUUAUUGACUAAUGUUUGUGGAGUCCGUCAAAAGUGGAUAUUCAUCAUUCUGUUGUGUAUUUCAGUAAAAAUAAUCAAAUCAAAAACUCCAUUUACAAGUUGCCGCGAAGACGUUUUUCUGGACAAUAUGGCGUCUUACUAGUGUGUGACGUACACGACUAUAAUUAGAACGCCAAACUAUACAAUGUAAUGUCACUUUAACCGGAAGUUUACUUGUGUGUGACGUCAUUUUAGGCUCCGCCAAUCCCUAGCGUUUUGGGUCACGUGACAAUUACAUAAGAAAACUAUUAUCUUUUUCGUGGGUUUUUAGUAAAAUUAUGAAUAUUUUUGUUGUAAAAAUAGUAAAAACCCCUGCCAAUAUUCUAGAUGCUAACAAUUGGCACUUUAUGUUUAAUACGGUCAAAUACCCUAUUACUGGACCAGCAUUAAUGUUCAGUGUUCAGCACACAGAGAAAUCAAUUAUUCUAGUUA